Molecule: messenger RNA, 4016 nt
Organism: Misgurnus anguillicaudatus (oriental weatherfish)
Lineage: Eukaryota; Metazoa; Chordata; Actinopteri; Cypriniformes; Cobitidae
Product: TSC22 domain family protein 2
Biological process (GO): regulation of transcription by RNA polymerase II
Source: RefSeq, a predicted model, not a curated record
GCGUAGCAACCCGUAUUCACGAACCCUUUACGCGCCAUGCCUGUUGCGCUCGUUUCCCAGCAUGCAUUGCAAUUGUUAUAGCCAUCUUGUCGGGAGGUGAAAUUUUUAGAUUUUCUUUUUCCGUCUGCCAGUUAGUUAGCCAUAAACUUUAAUCUUUAACAAUUUUUAAAUAGUUCUAUAACGUAUAGCAAUCUCUUUAAUCGCCGAGCGUGGUGACAUACCAGACCGCGUCCGAAAGCGCUUCACAGGAUGUGUUUCAUACUUAUUUGUAGGUAGAGAAGUGAGAGGCAGCAGGGGGAGUGAACGCAGCCGAAUCUACGACUGCGGGCCUUAAACACACCGCACCGCCUGUUUUUGCCCCAACCGAGCUCUGUUGACCAGCACAUGAGGAUACGUUACUAAUCGACAAGUCGUUUUUGUACGCGGCUCGUGGACAGUUGUUUUUGUCCGCUGCUGACGCCUCGAAAAUGCAACAGGAGAGAAGAGGAAGACGGGUGACGUACAAUCAUCAGGCGAAACUGUGAAAUUUGGGUCCGGUACCUUACUAAUCUGCUGUUUUGUGAAGUAUACGGAUAGUUCAACAAGUCUUUACGGAGUCGUAAACGGCUCGCAAGCAUGUCUAAAAUGCCGGCGAAAAAGAAGAGUUGUUUUCAGAUCACGAGUGUGACUCAGGCUCAAGUCGCGGCCAACAGCGCAACCGACGACACCGAGAGCCUGGACGACCCGGAUGAGUCCCGGACUGAGGAGUUGUCUUCCGAGAUAUUUGACAUGUCCAGGACUGACUAUGAGACCGAGGUGUCUGCCAGGAGCUCAUCUGAGGAGACCCUAAACAAUGGGAGCGAGCAAGAGGGACACUUGCCCGCUGUUGCCCCGCUUAACGGAGGGUUUGUUCUGCGUAAGAGCGCAGGAAGCGUUCAGACAUCCGGUGCUCAACAGGCUGGCACAGCGAGUACGACUCAACCGGCACAAGUCACAAAUUCAUCCAGCGCGACUACUAUAGCCAGCUGCACCUCACGCUUCAGGGUCAUUAAACUUGACCAUGGCACCGGAGAGCCGUUCAGGAGGGGUCGGUGGACCUGCACCGAGUAUUACGAAAAAGAUUCGGAAGGCUCUGUGAUAAACAGGACUGUGGAUAGUAUAAGGCAUACGAAUGUGACGGAGCCUGGAGCUGAUAGAGACAGUGGACUCGGCACUACGGUUGGCUCCGUCAUGGCUCAGGUGGGAGUGUCUGGUCAGGGGCCUGAAGCAAACUAUGAUGGCUCGCAUUUAACAAGUCCACAGUAUCCGGUUGAACCUCAGCAGCCACAUAGUUUCACCGUUGGCCCCCAGCAAAUUUUGUCAGGGUCUCCAGAGUCCUUUAGUAAUAAGUCAGUGCCUGUGCCUGUUCAACAGCAGGUGCAGGGCAGCCCUCACGUGGCUGUCCCUCAGAGUCUUCAGCCCCCUGUUCAUGAUGGCUCUCACAUUCAGAAAUCUCCCAGCAUGCCUCCGCCUCAAGUGCACUCGCUGCUUUAUCAACCCCAGCAGCAGCAACCCCAACUACCCAUAGGACAUCACCUGCAAACCCAGCCUGCUUUGAUAUCCACCAGCCAGCCUGACUAUGGUCAGCAGCACAUACCCGUUUCAAUCACUCAGACCCAUCCCGGAGCCGGCCUUUCUGUUGGGCACGUUGUCAACCAGGGGCCAUCGCCUGUCCAAACCCCAGGCAAUGGAGGAAUGCAGGUUUUGGGGGUAGAAAUGACAGGUGUUCCAUUAGGGAGCCAGUCAGUGUCAUCUGUGCCAAACAUGGUGCAGCUUCCUGGCGUGGGACUGAUGAGCAACAUCGCACCCAUGGCACCCGGACCCUCAAUUCAGCAGCAACCAAUGGGGCAAUACCAAGCCCAGGGAGUAAUGCAUGGCUUGCCUACAGCCCCUCAAAGUACCCAGAAUGUGCCCACGAUACCAUUGACAGUACCGGUAACAAGUGUACCCACUGCUGUGCCAGGAAGCGCUCCUGCUGGGGUAACGAUACCCAACCUUAAUACCUCUGUGCACAACCAGGUGCCUCGCAAUGGAACAGCGGUGGGCAUGAGCACCCCAGGGAUGCCCAGCAGCAGCUUCAGUCACGUAGGUGAGGGCCGGAGGUUGUCUGAUGCUUCUGCACAGAUUCCUGCUGUUCAGAGUAAAGACAUGGUGAAGCAGUCAAUCACAGAAAGCCUGCAGCUGCCCAACCCAGCUGUAAACAAUCUUUUUGGGAUACAAAUUUCCAUUGAUGGGGAUGAUGACAGGAAUCCAUCCACAGCUUUCUUUCAAGCCUUCCAGUCUGGCAGUAGGCUGAAGGAUUCAAAGAUGACCUGUGAUAGUGCCUCUGGGGGGAGUAUGGUCGCCAUUGACAACAAAAUAGAGCAAGCAAUGGAUUUAGUAAAAAGCCAUUUGAUGUACGCUGUGCGGGAGGAGGUGGAGGUGUUGAAGGAGCAGAUAAAGGAGCUCUAUGAGAGAAACUCUGUGCUGGAGCGAGAGAACCUCGUGCUCAAAUCUUUAGCCAACAACGAGCAACUUUCCCAGCUCUCCGUCCCGACAACCUCCAACCCCACCAACGCUCCCUCCCAGCUUGGGUCAAACCCGGCCCAGGCUCCACCUUCCCUGUCCCAACCUCAGCCUUACCUUCAGCUGGAUGUCAACAAUUCAAUGGAGUCCCUACCGCUACAGCCGCAACCCAACGUUACCUCUGCUUGAAGCGCACCCUUAUUCUUCUUCAGCAAAUCCUUAUAUCAUUAUUAUUAUUAUUAUUACAACAGCAGAAGGUGUGUCUUGUUCACUACCUGCAGUGUGCUUCAGAAAGCGUGCAUGCUGUCGGCCAUCCUCGUGUCAGGACAGAUGACCGCGAGGAGGUGUUUCCUGCUCGGGCACAAUGCAAGCAUGCCUGCGGACCACGGUCUUGAUUUUGGUCCCGCAUGGUCCCGUCUCCCCGGACAAGGUGGAAAACGACCGAUCCAGAACGACAGAGUUAUUUUUUUAAUAAAGCGAAUCCAGCCAUGAAAGAGGUGUAUUUUUAGCAUCGCAGUUUUCAUGUUGUAAGAACAGAUAUAGUCUAUUUUCAGAGCCACCAAACUUCACAAGAUGAUUUUUGAUUCACCCGUCAAGUUGAAUUGUACUGUUUGUUAUUUAUUACAGGGCUGCUAUUUUCAGAAAGGAACAAUGUCACAGAAACUGAUGGGAUAGAGAGGAAGCUUUUCAAUAACUCAAUCUGACAAUAAUUGGUCAUAAAACGAAGCGGCAGUCUACAAUCUAAAUCAAUGCAAACAAACAACAAAGUAGCAGUGGUUAGACGUCAAACACUAAAAGCAAAGUUUCCCAGCAGUUUAAGAAUGUGAAGGGGUUAAGACCUGGUCUGAAUGUACAUUUUGUAUAAAUGUGUAAAGUAUAAAAAGAGCUUAAGUUUGUACAGGUUUGUGGGAAAAGAUCUUAACUGAAUCCUCAUUGAUCUACCCUGAUGAAGAAAACUUCAGUUCUGUUGCUAGUAUGUUGGGGGAAAAAAGAAGUCAGUUGCCAUAUUCUCCUACCCCCUACCCUGAUGUCUUAUGUUUUUGGGGUCGGGAAGGGGAUUUAAAAAGAAAAAAACUGUGAAAUUGUUCAACCUACUUUGUAACCAAAGAUGCAAAGCUGUGUAAUUCAUUUUUUGUUAUGCACACUCUUAUGUACUUUUUUUUUUAAAUGUUCUUCACAACAAAACUCUUUUUGUUGCUUUUAGGCAUGUUCUGCAUGAUCUGUCAUCUGUAAAUGUCAAACCACUUUCUUACCUCAUAUUUGUAUUGGGCACUCAUAUUGUAAGUAGUCUGUGAACAGCGUCAGUGGGGUCUGGAGAUAUGGAAAUGAUGGUAAGGAGAAAAAAACAAACUAGUGUACAAGAUGCACUAGCCACAGAAAAUGAAGUGAGCCAUGUUUUGUUCAUUUAAAAAUGGUGUUUGAAUUUCAUAUGCCAAUAGUUUUGUUACAUUGAAAAUUUUUAAUGUAUUUAAAUAAAUGCAAUAUUCAAAUUA